AUGUCGCUUUGGGCCACGUUAAAUCGUAAUGUUUUUAAGAAAACGUCUACUUUUGCUGUAGCAGUUACGGGCGGAGCCUUUUUCUUCGAAAGAGCUUUCGAAGUAAUAUCGGUAUCAAUCUUCGAAAGCGUAAACAAGGGCAAACUAUGGAAGGACAUCAAACACAAGUAUGAAUAAAAUAUAUACAAAAUGUGUUAUAUCAAUUUAAUUUAUUAGUAAUUAUAAUGUUAAUUUGAUUAAAUCUCCUUAACAUUUACAA
Danaus plexippus (monarch butterfly) is the source of this 259-nucleotide messenger RNA. It is a transcript of the gene ox, whose product is annotated as cytochrome b-c1 complex subunit 9. The record is from RefSeq and is a predicted model, not a curated record. The transcript is spliced from 2 exons. NCBI's taxonomy places the organism in Eukaryota, Metazoa, Arthropoda, Insecta, Lepidoptera, Nymphalidae. Gene Ontology annotation, biological process: mitochondrial electron transport, ubiquinol to cytochrome c. Bases 1 to 177 code for a protein of 58 amino acids.